CCACCAACGCAACCGCAACCAUGGCCAGUUCGGAUCCCGUCUUCUCUUACUCGUCCCUGGAGGAUGACUUCAACUAUGGAACCAGUGUGGCCUCGGCCAGCAUCCACAUCCGCAUGGGUAGUGUCAGAAGUAGGACUUGAACCCAGAUCUUCCACACUGAGGCCAACUCUGCUAUAUCACCUUGACUGUCAUAGUUAAAUUAGUCUCUCAGGUAAGAAUUCUUAGUCUUUUUUUCCUUCUGUCCCUUAAUCUUUUUCUACCUAACACAGGUAAAUCAGACUUUUGAAUGAUAGUAAUUAAAUUGCCCCUUUCCUUAGAUAGGCCAAAGAGUGAGAGACUGACUGCCUUGAGAACAGAGAUUUAAAUUGUAGAGUACUAGGAGAUGAAGAUAGGAUUGUUGACGUCUUUAAAUUAAAUUUGCUCUGUGGUAUAUUAGACAAAGGAUCCUAGAGUUUAUUCUUAACUGUUCAUCUUUUUCAUGGUAGGGAAAGUUGUCAUGACUGGGAGUCAGUAGUCUAUCCAGAAAGUACUUGGCAGAGGUAGUCUUUUAUAGGCUUGUUUUAGUUUUAAAGGUGAGAAGAUUUUGAUUUUGGAAGGGAAUGGAAAAAUUACUGAUAUGUUUGUGUGUUGAAUUAUUUGAGGAUUGGAGGCAAGAUUGGGAGGAGAGAGGAUAGUGAGAUUUUCUUGUAGAAUGGGGGGAUAGGAUUUUAGUGUCAGGAAAAAAACUUGGAAGUUUUUGGAAGAACUAGUCCAAUCCUUAAAGGGACUUGCACAGGGUUAACGAGUUAGGAGUUGGGCCAGAAUCAGGAUUCCAACACAGAUCUUUUGACUCAACAUUGGGAUCUUCCUACUGUAUUACAGUGCCUCCCCUGUGAUAUGGAUUUGGAAGUUUUUGGAAGAACUAGUCCAAUCCUUAAAGGGACUUGCACAGGGUUAACGAGUUAGGAGUUGGGCCAGAAUCAGGAUUCCAACACAGAUCUUUUGACUCAACAUUGGGAUCUUCCUACUGUAUCACAGUGCCUCCCCUGUGAUAUGGAUUUGGCAAUUGGAAGCUGGAAUGGAGAAUCUUUUUUUUUUUUUUAAACUACUGAGCCACUGAGCCACUCCCAUAUGGGACACUGGAAAUAGCAUAGACUCUGGUAUCAGAGGACCAGGAGUCAGUCACAUGACAGUUCUGAUGUUUCUUACCUGUAUGAUCCUGAAAAAUUAUUUAAUCUCCCUGGGCUUCAUUUGCCUCAUCUGUAAAAUGAGGAAGACUUGAGUCUGGUUGGAUGGUUUCUUAAGGCUUUUCCAUAUACAGGGCCUCAAUCCUUGUUUAAAAUUUUCUUGAGGCCUUAGGGUUGAUGGUAUCCUGUAACAGUUAGAUACUAUCCUGCUACAAAGGAGAGGCUAUCUUCAGCUGUCCUCUGUUACCCUGUGGUUGUGUUCCUUUAUUGCACAAAAAAUAUCCUCAAGGGCUCCUGGGGAAACAAAGCAGGGGGAAAAAAACCAUCUAGUCAUGGUAUUUAGAGCCCCAGGGAGAUCUUAGAGAUAAGCUAGUUUAGUUUAACCACAUCAUUUUACAGUUGAAGAAAUUGAGGUUUAGAGAGCUUGAAUAACUUGGCUGAGGUCAGAGAGUUAAUUAAUGGGAGGACUGAGUCUGGAUCCUCAGAUUUCUAUGCCAAGCCAGUGUCAGCUGUUUCUCUGGUGUGGUAGGUAGGUUACUUUACAUCUCUGGUGAGCCAGUGAAUCCCACCUUUCUUUAGGGUCUGUCACUAUUGUUGCAUUCUGAAGACCCUUAGAGACUUGUUUGCUCCCAUAUCAUCUUUAUUUUGUUUACCAGUAGCUCUCUUCUCUUCUGAUUAAUUAAGGUAGUAUGUGUGUAAAGUGCUUUGAAAACUUAGUUUUUGGUCAGGUUAUCUAUUACUUGCCAGCUGUCACCAUUUUGAAUUCCUCUAUGAUUGCCACCAUUUAUAUAAUAACUCUGGACAACAAUUCAUUUUGCCAUCUACCAAUCUCUUCCUAAUUUCUUCUUUUGUCAGCUUUUAUGAUAAAAGUUUCUUUCUAUAAUUCUCACCAGCCAAUAAGGGCACUUAGCAGACUAUACCAUCAGCAUAGUAUCUUAUCUCAGCAGAUUGACAAUGUAGCAAAUGUAUUCUUCAAGCCUUUGGUGACUUUCCCUGUUCAAAGGUCCUUUCUGGGUCAUCAAGAGAUGUCAGAAACAUUUGACUCCCAUUUAGCUCUGUUCCAGAUGCCCAUGUAAUCCUCAUGUAAUCCUUGUUUUUCUAUCAAUCCUCUGUGGAGGAUCAGCUCAAGAUGUUGACAGCCUGCCACUUUGAUAACUAUUCUCUUCUUCUCUAGGCCUCUUUCCUCUUCUAACUGGUACUAUUCUGUAGCAGAUAUUAAGCAUCUGCUGUGUGCAAGAAAAGUAUUAUGGAAGACAAACACUUUUCUUUUAAAUUGAGAAAAUGUGAUCAUUAAGGGCAAAGAUGAGAUCUAGACGAUUAGUGCUGUGGGAAAACUGAGGGAGUGAGAUCAUUCUUAUGAAAAAGAAGAACCUCAUAAUAUAAUUUUGCCUUUUCCCCCACAGGGAAUAUAAGAUUGCUUUUUGUAUGUGGUAUUUUACUGAUCUUUUAUUUCUGAGUUCUGAGAAGUAUAAAGGUGAAAAUUAAUGGUUGGCCAAUAAUUUUAUGAAAUUACGUUUUCGCCAAUAUUAUGUCUUGAGUCAGAAGUUUAUUUACAAAAUAGAGAGGAAACAAUAAAGUAGAGAAAUAUGAAGGGGAUAGAAAAGUUAUAUAUCCUAUCUUAAUCCAGGCAGAGGUUAAUUAGCUCUCAACCAGGAAGGCCAGUAGUGAGUAAUUCCUCCAAGAUGGAAGCUGGUCUCUCCAGAAACUAGGAAAGGAAUCAACCUUUUGCUCACCCCACGAAGUAGUCGAGGAGUCAGAGUCCAAGUUGAAGCUGAGCUCCAAGCCCAAGAUCCAAGCCACAAUCUCUAGCUAAGCUCCCUCAAAGACUCUCUCCAGUCAGGAGACUAUCUCCACAAGACUGACUCAAGAUGCAGGAUUCAUGGCUUUUUAUGGUGACUUCUCAUCCUUGCCCCUCUUUAUAGGGGCUUAUCACAGUUUUCAAAUUGUCUAGCUCUGCCCAGAGGGCAGUGUUUAUGAAGCCCAGUUCUUGCCUUCUGGAGGGGUGAAUGCUCAUCAAAAGGGUUCACAGAUUCCUGGCUGAUUGAGUUUCUGAGGGUGUAAAUUCUGAUCAUAGGAUUCACAAGUUUGGGACUGAGUUAAAAAGGUGGAGCUCUCUAAGUAAGUGAUUUGUGAAUUUUCAGAGUACCUUGCUAGCUUCUCACCUAGUACUAAGUAGGGUGUUCAAUUUUUUGUUGAUUCAAUUCAAAAGUAGAAGAAGGAGAGUUAAUUUUGUCCUUACAAUCUAAGUAGGGGUACUAAAGUUAGUUUUUUUCCCUAGUUUUUUUCUUUUUUUUUUAAAUUUUAAACAUUAUUUUAUUUGGUCAUUUCUAAAGUUAGUUUUAAUUCAAAGUAGACAAAGGGAAUAAAGGUUUUCCUUUCACAAGUGUAAACUCCAAGAGAACAAAGAAUUCCCUUUUACAGAAGGCAAAGGAUAAGGAUUAAAAGAGCAUGGAUGUAGAUAAGAAAUGUUAAAAUGGAAUUGGAACCCAGAUCCUCUAACAUAAGAAUUAAUUUCAUUCAAGGGAGACCUUUUUAUUUUAGAAAGCUUUUGAGUUUUUUUGAAGAUUAUAAUACAAUUGAAGCACUUUGAAAUUCAUUUCACUCACAUUAUCCCUGGAAAAUCAAUUUUCCAGAUUCUAGAAAAUGCAGUUUUUUAUUUCAGUUCAUUUAGGAAAAAAAUAUUAAGAGAAAGGGAUACUCAGAAGCAUAGAGAACUGUCAGGAAAAGAGACAAGAAAAAAUACACAAAAAGUCCUUAUUUCCUGAGCAUGCCAGUUAACAGGUGCUAAUUAUGUCAUAAGAAGACCAUAGAACUUAAGUAUAUUCAUUGAGUAUAUGAGGCCAUAAUGUGUUACAAAGUAGAGAUACUGUCACAUAAAAAUUACCUGUCUCAUAAAUGUCAUAUGAACCAAGAAUACUAGCAAUAAUAUCAAUUAAACAUAAUUUGCUUGUCACAGAAUAUAGAAUGGCCUUUUGGGGAUGCUCAGAUUGGUAUUGGGUUCUUAAAGUUGUCUUUAUUAGUUUGGGGAUAAGAAGUAAAAUGACUGCUUGAGAAAAGAACUGGAGUUUCAAGCAGAGCUGAGAGAGUGUAUUAAUUUCAGAUGUGACAAUUAUAACUGUUUUUCUAUGUCAAUUACUCUCUCUGGCAGUUGACAGAGAGACACACUCUCAGAGACUCUCUUGGCUGGAGGAGGUAAUGUCUUUGCCUCUCCCUGUGUGAGGGAACGAUCUGAAGGAGCUCAGUGUUUUUUUCCCCCAACUUGAGAAACACUAUUGAAUAAAGAAAAACCUGGUCUUGAGUUUGGACAAUGAGUCUAUUAAGACUCAGAGUCUUAACUGGAUUCUUGUUGAGACUCGACCUGCUAUUUUAUAAUUUGAAGACAAAGUUAUGAUUUAUAAGGAUAUUAGCAGUAGUUUUUAUUUAGAUAGUUUAAAUUUGGGUUAAUCAGAUCAGGGAGGAGUAGUGUAGCCUGUGGAACACAGGAGAAGUGGUUCCUUGCGGAACCUGGGAGUUUAUUUGGGUGAAUUUAGAAUGCCUUAGAAUUAGAGUUCUUGGCCUUUAAACUGUUAUUUUCUCUUUGAAUUGUUUCCCACUUUUCUUGCCAGAAGGCUUCCAUUUUUUUGAUAAGCUCCAAUUAAAAUUCUUCAAGAGCUUGUGGACAAUUUCCAUUUUUUGGGAAGGUUUUGGGUUUAUUUGAAUUUCCUCCUGUAUAUCCUCUGUAGCCUGGGUUUUUCCUCCAUAAAAAAUUUCUAGGGUCAAUGCCUUCUUUUUGUUUUUCUUGGAGGGAGCUUGUUGCUCCUGGGCACAAUUUGCCAUCACUGUGGAGGUUUUUUCCUCCUAUUUUAGUCAGAAAUCUGAGUGAGAUGGGCAGGCUCUCUCUGUAUGGAGCUAAGGAGCAAGGAUUUUCUCUGAGGCAAGUUCUCGAAUCUCCGUAGCUUCUGCUAUUUGCAGCUCUUCUCUGUGAUAUCUUCCCAUGAGCGCCCAGAGUCUGCGCUCUUCAGCCUGCUGCAGUUUCAGGUGUAGCUGCCUUCAGGGGUAGGUUUUUGGUAGUCUUAACUCUCAAGGACCCAGAGGUGCCCCUUACUGUGGAAGAGGCAUGAAGGAAGAGAGAUUUUUAUGCAUGCAAGAGAGUAAAGGUCCUCAGAUGUCAAUCAAGAAAGAAUAUUUCAAAUAGAAUGUUCCUGGGAAAGUCAGUUGGAGCCUGGCCAGGAGAUGAACUGAGAGACUGCCUUGGUUUCUGACCAAGGGAGAGACUAGCUUCUUCUGUCCUAGGGGUUGAUCCUGGGGGUUAGGGGUGGGGGUUCUGGAGCCAGGCUGAGAAGAAAUUAACAUUUGUUGGUGGCUUUGUGUAAUUGGAAGAAGAAAAGAAGAUUAAACAGUUGUCCUCCCAUCUUCUUAACACUCUUGUGUCACAGUUGUGACAGGACUGCUAUUUCCCCAAAUCCUUCUAACCUUCCUUAUAGACUAGGGACAACCCUAACCCUCUUACCUCAUCUUACCUCAGUCCUCCAUACUGUUGGUCCCAAUAAACCCCCUUACUUGAGAAAGGAAGAGAAGAGUGUUUCCUCGUAAACCUCAGAAUCCACUCAAGGGGGAGGAGCAAAGCCAAAGGUUUCAGAAGAGGGUGGAGAAGGGAUUGAGGGAGGAGGAGGGUAGGAAAAAUAUUAACCUAUUAGUCAUCAGUAAUGAUCAAUAGGCAACCUCAGAAUAUCUUUCUCUAAUAGCAUUUCUUUAUCUCUCAGAAGUAUUCCUAUCUCUAUUAUAACUAGGCACUCACAAGUUUCCCCUAGUAUCUCUCUAGCAAAGCCAGAGUAUAUCAUUUACUGCAACUAGAAAUAGUUCCACAGAUUAUCUUUUUCUAAUACAAUUGGCACCUCGAAGUUUGACUGAACCCCACAAUCCUUAGACAGGCAGAGUAGAAUAAGAAAGAAACAAUGUUUAGACAAGUUAUUUGUGGAACUGUGAUUGUUGCUGUCAUCACUUGUUUCUGGGUCUACCACAUAUUGUACAGCAGAAUGACCCAUAUGAUCGUGGAAACUAUUGAUUAUAUAGGCAACAUUACAAUGUCUAUUUUGCAGUUGCCAUUCCAAAAUGAACUGGUACUCUGGCAAGUCCAAUGAACUGGUACUCUGGCAAGUCCUGGCUCAAGUGUAUGUGCUCUUUAUGGCUGUCCUUCAAACUCUAACCCAAGUGAAGAAGAUAUUUAGAUUUGUGAUUCUCCUUAAGGCAGAAAAGAUACUGGCUAUUGAUAACAAUCUGGAAAGCAUGAUUAAGGCUGUGUUUGAGCAAUUGGUUAAGGGAAAAGGGCUAGAUCAGGUUUUGGGCAAGGACAAUGGGCAAACAGAGAGUGUACCUAAGGAAAAUGAAGGUGAAAAUGAGAACAAGCCUGAUGGUGAACCUGAGAAAAUCUGUCCACUAGAAGAGGUCACCAAAUUGUCCAGUAAUGCUGGUGUGCUACACUCCAGGACCUAUAGACAAUUCACCCUACAGGAACUUGAAUCCAUAAAAAGCCAUUUCCCAAAAUUUGUAGAAAAUUCUUUCAAAUCUCAAAAGGCGUUGAAACGAGCUUUCAGGAUCUUUGAUCCUAAUUUUGAAGAUGUUGAAUUCCUACUAUCAGAACUGUUCAGCCCCCAUGAACAGAGACAAUUCUUGGAAAAGACAAGAUCUGAUAGUAACCUGACUAGCUGGCCAACUGUGGAACAAAGGGUAGAUAGGAACUUUGCUAACCCUACUUGCAUGUCCUACCUAAGAAAAUGCAGGGAAGAUUUGCUUCAGGCCAUAAAAUUAUGCUGUUCAAAACCUAAUGCAUGGGCUAGGUUUGAUAAGAUCUUGCAGAAUAAAGGGGAACAUCCUGCCACAUCCAUUGUCCAGCUGUCAGAGAUGGCAGAUUCAAUUUUAGGAAUAGAAGUUGAUAGCGAAGAAUCUACAAGCCAUGUCUGUAGACAAUUUCUGGGGGUUGUACACCUAAUUAAAAAAUUUUUUUUCAAGCACUAUUUCCCUAAGUAUGAUUCGGUCACUCUGAUAGAACUGCAUGAGACAGCAACUUAUUUACAUGAUAGUAAUACAGAACAAAGUAAACAAGUUCAGGACCUAAAAGAUAAGUUAGAAAUGACAGAGAAUAAUCUUAAACAAAAGGAGAUUGAAGAAAUCAUGAGACUAAACACGGUUAAGACUUACACAACAUCUAGUUACAAGAAACCUAGUUACAAGGAAAAACCAGUGCAGAAAGAAACUAGGGAAUGUUUCUUUUGUCACAAAAAAGGUCACUUGAUUAGAAAUUGUUUUUUAAAGAAGAAAUAUGAGAUUAACAAUAAGAACACACAAAAUUCACAAACUAGAUACAAAAAGUCCUCUUGUUCACAUUGCACAUUAAAAUCCUCAAAGCAAGCUAAGGAUUUGCAAGAGAUGCAACAUGCAAUUACCUCUGGAGCAAACCUAAGUACUCUGAUAUGAUUAGGAAAGAGUUAUGAAGCCAGGCCCAUAAGAUAUAUAGGGUGACAAAUGGAGAUAGAAGAAUUAGUGAGAAUGAGGCUGUAGUUAAAAGUAAUAGAAAAAAGUUGGGAAAUGGUGAAAAUUCUGUGCAAGAACGUGAAUCUCUGCGUGAUAGCCAUUGCAAUAAAAUAAAAGAAAGGCAGAGACAGAUUAAAGAGACAGAAAUAGAAAUAAAAGGAAUUAUCUCAGAAAUUGCAACUGAGAUAAGAGACUUUGGAAAGAGCUGCACAGUAACUACACAGGAAAAGAAUUUAAAGGAAAUCAAAUCUUUCUUAGAGAACUUUUUUCCAGUGUAGAGUGGAUAAUGGUAUUGAAUUAUGCAAAAGGGAAGGAAAGAGUCACAAGAAUUCAAGAAAGAGUUUGUGAAUGAUACAGAGACACAAUUUCAAUUCCCUAGAGGUAAUUAAAGAAGAAAAUAUAAAGGCUUUAAAAACAUUCACAGAUGACCUCCCACCAAACUUAGUUAUUUCUGUAAAUAGCUUUAUGGCACAAGUACCCAUAGAAAAUACAUCUAAUUUGAAUCCAGAAGCUGAAACCUUCCAUUCAGCAAGGAAUGAUUUAGAUAAGGAAAAAUUAACUGAAAAAGAAGCUGAAAUUACUUUUGAACACAAUAAUCCUAUUCAAAGUAAUGGAGGUGAGAACAGUUAAAUUUGAAUAUGGGGAUGGAAUGGCAGUCUUAGUAACAACCGAGGAUUCAGUUAGUGCCAAUGUUCUAAGUGGCAGAGGGGUAUCUGGCCAAAGCAACAGCUCUGAUUUAGGUUCAUGUUCCAGUGUAGUAGAGAAUACAACCUCAAAUGUAGACUUCAUAGGAAAAGUAAUCAAAUUAAGAAGAAUUAGCUGAACUACACAUACAACUGGCAGAGAGUAGCAAAGAAAUGGACAAUGAUUUAGUGGUUAUGAACACCUUAGCUACAAAGUUAGCAGAUGUAUGUUGUACUGGGGGAUAGAAUGAAGCAACGCAUCCUACUGAUGAUGCAGGGAGACAUGCCAACUUAUUCCCAGAAGAAAAUGAUGAAGUAGCAGGAAAGAGUCCUAUCUCUACACAGUCAAAUGAGAAUGAAGAUAAACAUAAACCUCAGAAUAGUGGUAGAAUAGGAUCUAUGAUUGUUAACAUUAUAGUGGACCUGCAAGAAGAAGCUAACCCCAUACCAUCAAGUUUACCAAAUCAGAAUGAAAUUCUAAAGCUUAGUAGUGAGAAACAACCAGAAACUGAUUUGGGAAAGACAGAAGCUGCUGACAUAGGCUUAGAUCAAAAUGCAAAUCCAGGGUUACCAACAUCUGACAAAAGUUUACAUGACACUGAGCGAGAUCCAAAUAACAUAGUGAAUGGAGUCAGUGAUUUAGAUUCAGACACCGAAUCUGAAGGAAUACCAAAAGAUGUGUUAAUAAUGGAUGAAGAUGAUUUAGAACAAAUGCCUUAUCAAUUUUAUAAGCUUUAUGAAAAGGUAGAUGAAGAAGGGGAUGUGUGGGACAUCAGUGCGAAGACAGAAUACCUGGAACCAGUGCAAACAAAAUCUUACCAUGACUAUGAUGAGGAAUUAUUCUUUGGGCACAGAACAAGUUACAUACCAUUAGAAGAAAUGUAUGCAAGAUUAGGGGUUGAUAAUGAAGAUGACUUUAUAGAGAAGUUGAAUUAUAUGGCUUAUACAGAUAGAUUUUGAAUGGGAAGGAGAAUAUCGAAGAACAUAUUGAGAACUGGAGGAGGAGAGAUAGAUACACAAUUUCGCUUCUAUUCUCUAACUUCAAAAACAUGACAGGUACCAUUCAUGCUAUAACAGUGAAACCUAGAUUAGUUGUAGUUUCAUAGGGCAUCAUAAAUACUCAAAAAACCUUAUGAGAAUGAAGACUAGUCUUAGGUAGCAUAGAAAAUAAGUUAUUCCAACAAAUGAAGAACAAGUAAUUCAACAACAAGAACACUCCUAACCUUGUAGCAUGAAACUCCAACUUCAUAACUAGGACAGAUACAAAUAUCUUGAAUGCUAUGGAAGCAUGGAUUUGCAUUGGUUGAAUUUGUUAACAAAGACUUAACAGCAUAUUAUAAAUGAGAACUGAAAAAGUUUAUCCAUAUCUCUCAACCUUCAUCCUGAAACAGUCUCUGCGGGGGGAAGGAAGAGAGAGAGGGUAUACCAUAAAGAUAUUACUUUAUAUUUUCAGACACCUUACUAGACACAACAAUGUGAUCAUGUCAUCAAUGAAGAUACAUACAAAUGACAUCUGAGAAAAAAAAAAAACUCCUAGUCAUGAAAAGCAACAUGAAUAGCCCAAGAAGAAAUCAAAAGCAUUCUUGUGAAUGAAAGCCUACUGAAAACACAGGAAAGCACAUGAGAGUACUUGCCACUAGAAUACAGAAGAGAGAGCUCUGCACAUGUUGAAAUGAUGAAAGGAUAGCACCCCUGAAGCAAAUACAGUUUCACAAAGAAAUGCAGCCAGUAACACAGACAAAAUGAAAACAUUAGCAGCCAUAAGAAAAAAAGCAUAUAUAUAUAUAUAUAUAUAUAAAUUUUAUACGAAGUCUCUGCCAGCCAACCAUAGUAACAGAACAUAAAGAAACAAUGUUAUUUCAAAUGAAUACAUAAUUAUUUAAAUUCUAUCUCUAAGAAAUAAGUAGUGUAAGUAUCCAAGAAAUGAUUACAGUAACCAUAUAAUAAAUCUUGUAGUCACACAGCAAAAGAGUAGAAACAACUUCAAAUCACUAUUCUUAACAAAAAUCUUGAGAAUCUAUGCAUAAUGCUCAUACCCACCCAUGUAAAACACAUGUAAAGCUUACUUGCAUUCAUGAAGAUGUACAUAUGCAAAUCUUACCCCCAUGCAUGGAGUGAACACAUGUAAGGCUUACUUUCAAACAUGAAGAUUGACAAAUUCUGACAAACAUUCAUGAAGAUUUCAACUUACUACCAUGCACAUGUAAAUUUCACUCUAACAUGCAUGCACCCGUAAAAACCUAACAUGCAUACAUGUCCCCGUGUGUUCCUGGUUCCUGAUUAUUCCAGUGGAUCCUGAUUUGAAGAACACGUCUUCAAUCAAGACUGGAAAGUGAUGACUGGCAUGCUGACCAGAUGGAGGACCAGAGAAAAAGAAAGAGUUUAUGCAAGCAACAUAAAAGGACAUGGAAGGACUUUGAGAUUUUGGAACUUUUGAUCAUGAGGAUAUGGAAGAAUGCAUCAUGCAUGUUAACAUCACAUACAUGCAUGUAUACGCUACAUAGGAUUACACUUUAGGAAGAUAUCUCAUGGAAUGGGUAAGUAUACAACCUGCAUAGUUGCAUAACAAAAAGACACUGAUAAAAAUUUCUGUGGAAAUUUCAUAAUAUUUAAUAUUAAUUAAUUAAAUAGUAAUAUUUAUUGGGAGAGAAGGGAGGAUUGGAAAAAUGGGGAUAAUGGGAGAUUUGUAUGGGGUAUGGAGUAGUUGAGGGGAGAGAGGGAAUAUUGCUCCGUGAAGCAAAGGAGAAAGAUGCCCCCUGCUGAGAGGAAGCAGCAGGAGUCCGAUAAGGACUGUUUGUCUUGGAAUGUCUGAACUGAAGUUCAGCUCCCUCUAUGACCAGAAAAGAUAUUCCACUUAUCUGACUGUGAAUUCCAAUAAUAUAAAGUUUAAUAACCAGUUGGGAUUGGAGUUUUUUCCUCAGCUUCACCAGAGUUGAGGCCAGGCCCCGAGGCUGGCGGAGGGUUCUCCCACUCCCAUCUAUUCUAUAUCAGUCCUGCUUAGUCUAAUUCAGAAUCUUAGCAGUAGACAGAAAGCAAACAAGAACAUUUCUAACCUUCAGAAGCCUGUGUCUUAGGGCUGAACAAAGUAGAGGCACAGCACACCAGACUGGGCUGAACAAGCUCCUCUCUCCUCCAACACCAGGAAGCAAGUCCAAAACCCGGAAGGAAGGAAGUGCUAGUCACAAGACCCAACUGCCACUCCCAGUUGCCCCUUCCCUCACAAGCUGUCAGUCUUGUUUCCUUUCCACAAAACAGUUAAAGAUAUUUCUUAUCUGCAUGAGUUUGCACAGAAAUUUAGAAUUAUGUACACAUGUAAAUACUAAUUGACUAACAAGCUAAUUUUAUUAGAAUAGUUUAUUAAUAUUCUAACUACUAACAUUAGUGAUGGCUUAGUGAAUUUGUUCAAGUUUUAAGGAAGUAGAGAGAGACAGAAGUUCUUACAUAUAGAAGUUAGAUUGCAUUGCUAUUGUAAGUUAGUUUGUUAGUGGUAGGAAUUUUCUUGGUUAAAUUUAUAGAUAUAAGGAAAUAGGACAAUUUCAUAUUCUGAAUGUUAGUGAAAUUGUUGGAAUGGUUUGAAAAAUUAUUAUGAGAUUUGUUAUGUAAAACCAUGUUCAUGCAAAUCCCUUACCUAAACCAUUUUUCCUAUACCAUUCUUAGCGUAGAUCUAGGUAGACAGAAUAGCUGUUAGGAUUUUGUUAUUUUGGGGGGGUAAGAGAAUAUUUCAAAUAGAAUAUAGUUAAGAAUAGAUAGAGUUAUAUUAAAGGUAAGAAUCAUUGAAAUUUGUGGAUGUGAAUUUCUUUAAAGAAAAAAGGGGGGAAUGUGAAAGAGGCAUGAAGGAAGAGAGAAUUUCAUGCAUGCAAGAGAGUAAAGGACCUCAGAUGUCAAUCACGAAAGAACAUUUCAAAUAGAAUGUUCCCAGGAAAGUCAGUUGGAGCCUGGCCAGGAGAUGAACUGAGAGACUGCCUUGGCUUCUGACCAAGGGGGAGGCUGGCUUGGUUUCUGACCAAGGGAGAGACUGGCUUCUUCUGUCCUAGGUUGAAAGACCCUUGGGGGGGGGCGGGGUUCUGGAGCCAGGCUGAGAAGAAAUUAACAUUUGUUGGUGGCUUUGUGUAAUUGGAAGAAGAAAAGAUUAAACAAUUGUCCUCCCAUCUUCUUAACACUCUUGUGUCACAAUUGUGACAGGACUGAUAUUUCCCCAAAUCCUUCUAACCCUCCUUAUAGACGAGGGACAACCCUAACCCUCUCACCUCAUCUUACCUCAGUCCUCCAUUCUGUUGUUCCCAAUAAACCCCUUUACUUGAGAAAGGAAGAGAAAAGAGUGUUUCCUCGUAAACCUCAGAAUCCACUCAAGGGGGAGGAGCGAAGCCAAAGACUUCGGAAGAAGGGUGGUGAAGGGUGGUAUUGAGGGAAGGAGGAGGGUAGGAAAAAUAUUAACCUAUUCCUCUCUAAUAGUAUCUCUCUAUCUCUCAGAAGUACCUCUGUCUCCAUUACAAAUAGGCACUGACAGGGUUUCCCUAGUAUCUCUCUAGCAAGCCAGAGUUAUUUUAUUACAAUUAAAAAGUUCCAUAAAUUAUCUUUCUAAUACAUUACUCACUCUAGCUGAUUCUGGUGCACGCUGGCUCUGAUUCUGGCUCUGUGGGUGGGGUGGGGGGGGUAGAUCAGCUCGCGGUUUUGGUGGGAGUUUUUUCACCCCUUUAUAGUGAGGAAAUGCCCAAAUCCCACGUACCUUCAAUGCUGCACCCUACUGUAGAGUCCCUUCGUUCAUAUCAAUUUGGGUUUUUUGGUCUUUUGAGGUAGUGUAAAUCAGUGGGUGCUGAGGAGAGGACGAGUCUUGUGUCUAGACUGCCACCAUGUUUACCCAAAGUUUCAAUCCCUUAGAAUUAGAAAUCCUUUAUUUAUCCUUAUAUAUUUCAAUAAAUAUUUUAUGUUUAUGAUCAGAGUCUCUUUAGUGUCCUUGUGCCUGGCCUUGAAGGGGAAGUAAGUUCACAUUUGAGCUUUACUUCAUCACUGAGGAUACUUUUGAUUACCUCUAUCAAAAGUAUCCGAACAGUUUGAACCUGAUUGGCGAGUUAAACAAUUUUGAAAAGUUUUGAACCUGUAUUGGAACUGUUUUUCCAUCUAAAUAUUUUAUUUAUAACUUGCAAAAUUUAUUUUUAUACAACUGAUAUCUUUUCAUUUCAGUUUUCCCAAAAAUAAGGCAAGACAUUCAGAAUUGUGACAUUAACCUUAGGGUCAGGCUCAGAUUGGUAGGUCCUCAAACAUUUGUUGAUGAUGAUGUUUUUCUCACAGAAUAUUGCUUUUAAAAUUGUGAACUUAAUUCUUUUCCUCAUCGUUUAUCUCCCUGCUUAGUUUGCUUUAAGCUAUUUGUACUGUUUUCUGUUGGGACAAAGCAUUGCCACCAGGAAACAGUAAGUAAUAGUUUGGUUGUUUUUGUUACUUAACAUGAAAACAACAAUAGUUUUUGCCUGUUUUAAAGUAUACAAUUCAACUUAUCACUUUCUAGGCUGCCCUGAUUAUCUGUACUUUCUUCUGAACUUCUGUUUUCAUUUAUGCAUUCUUAAAAGGGCU
Messenger RNA from Monodelphis domestica (gray short-tailed opossum), 13927 nucleotides. The record is from RefSeq and is a predicted model, not a curated record. Lineage: Eukaryota; Metazoa; Chordata; Mammalia; Didelphimorphia; Didelphidae.